AUGAGAAUGGGGAAAAUUGGAGAACAGGAGAAUGGAGAACAGGAAAACAGUGAAAAAGGGAAAACAGAUGAAUGGGAAAAAAUAGAAGAAUGGGAAAACAGGAGAAGUGGGAGGAUGCCAAGAGGAUGGGAGGAGGACAACAGGAUGGGAGGAGGACAACAGGAAGGGAGGACGACAAGAGGACGGGAGGACGACAAGAGGACGGGAGGACGACAAGAGGACGGGAGGACGACAAGAGGACGGGAGGACGACAAGAGGACGGGAGGACGACAAGAGGACGGGAGGACGACAAGAGGACGGGAGGACGACAAGAGGACGGGAGGACGACAAGAGGACGGAGGGACGACAACAGGACGGGGGGAUGACAAGAGGAUGGGAGGACGACAGGAUGGGAGGACGACAGGAUGGGAGGACGACAGGAUGGGAGGACGACAGGAUGGGAGGACGACAGGAUGGGAGGACAACAGGAUGGGAGGACAACAGGAUGGGAGGACAAGUGAGAUGGGAUCAACACAUUCAAUUUUACUUUUACUUUUCUCAUCUGCACAGAGAACAGGGAAACAGGAGAAUGGGAAAAUCAGAGAAAUUAUGAGGGGAACAUAA
Molecule: messenger RNA, 603 nt
Organism: Suillus bovinus
Lineage: Eukaryota; Fungi; Basidiomycota; Agaricomycetes; Boletales; Suillaceae
Exons: 1
Coding region: 1-603 (200 amino acids)
Source: RefSeq, a predicted model, not a curated record